Molecule: messenger RNA, 2346 nt
Organism: Aegilops tauschii subsp. strangulata
Lineage: Eukaryota; Viridiplantae; Streptophyta; Magnoliopsida; Poales; Poaceae
Product: UDP-glycosyltransferase 73D1
Molecular function (GO): UDP-glucosyltransferase activity
Source: RefSeq, a predicted model, not a curated record
AUGAAAUUUAUUCCUUAUUUCUUCUUCUUUCCUUCCGUGCUCAUAACGGCGGAACUUACUCCUCCAUUUAACUCGUUUCCUUCAUUGAAUAUUUUUUAACAAAAUUCGUUUAACCCAUAUAAAAGGAUAUCUUCUUCUUUCUCAAACAACAUGAUAGGUAGGUGGAUUGGUUCGUGUGGGCGGACUCCUCAUGAGCUGGAUCGAGCCCCACCUGAGGAACUUUAUUUUUCGCCACGACCAGGUGCUAUUUAUACACCACGGUUACCAUACCAUUGCGUUGCUUCCAACAGAUGCCGGACGGUAGUGUUGCUUCCUCCCAGCUCGACUGACUCCACCAACUUCGCUGACAAAGCCAAAUCAGCCAUGUCCGGCGAUGGCCAGAGCGGCUCCGCAAGGGCGCACUUCGUGCUGGUCCCGAUGAUGGCGCAGGGUCACAUUAUUCCCAUGACCGACAUGGCGCGCCUGCUGGCCGAGCACGGCGCGCAGGUCACCUUCAUCACCACGCCAGUGAACGCGUCCAGGCUGGCGAGCUUCGCCGCCCACGUGGAGGAGACAGGCCUGGCGGUCCGGCUCGUGGAGCUCCAUUUCCCGGCAGCCGAGUUUGGGCUACCGGACGGGUGCGAGAACAUCGACAUGAUCCAAUCUAAGGAUCUGCUGUUGAACUUCUUCGAGGCAUGCGCCGCCCUCCGGGAGCCGCUCAAGGCACAUCUCCGUGAGCAGCAACAGUCGCCUCCGAGCUGCAUCAUAUCUGACACGACGCAUUGGUGGACCAAUGAUGUCGCAAGAGAGCUUGGUAUCCCGAGGCUCACCUUUAGCGGCUUCUGUGGCUUCUCGUCCCUUGUCAGUUACAUCAUUUGCCGCGACAACUUAUUGAAACACGUCACAGAUGAGAAUGAGCUCAUUACGAUCCCAGGGUUCCCUACAUCACUGGAGCUGGCAAAGGCUAAAUGCCCUGGACGCAUUCCCAUUCCAGGUAUGGAGCAAAUUCGUGAGAAGAUCUAUCAAGAGGAGCUGAGAUGCGAUGGCGUAGUCCUUAACAGCUUCAAAGAGCUGGAGACAUUGCAUAUCGAAUCCUUUGAGCAGGUGACAAGGAAGAAAGUAUGGACGGUCGGGCCAAUGUGCCUCUGCCACCAGAACAGCAACACAAUCGCCGCAAGAGGAAACAAGGCACCAAUAGAUGAGGCAGACUGCUUGCAGUGGCUUGAUUCAAUGAAGCCAGGCUCAGUGAUCUUUGUCAGCUUUGGCAGCCUCACCUGCACUGCACCUCAGCAACUUAUUGAGCUCGGCCUGGGACUUGAAGCCACCAAGAAACCAUUCAUUUGGGUGAUCAAAGCAGGAGAUAAGUUUCCAGAAGUUGAGGAAUGGCUCUCAGACGGCUUCGAGGAACGUGUCAAAGAGAGAGGCAUGAUCAUAAGGGGCUGGGCACCACAGGUGAUGAUCCUGUGUCACCAAGCCAUUGGAGGAUUCAUGACACACUGUGGGUGGAACUCAACAAUAGAAAGCAUCUGUGCAGGUGUGCCCAUGAUCACAUGGCCACACUUCUCGGAGCAGUUUUCAAACGAGAAGUUGGUGGUGGAUGUGCUGAACAUUGGGGUGGAGGUUGGAGUGGAAGGAGUUACAUGGUGGGGACAUCAACACAAAGAGGCUAUGGUUACAAGAAAUGAUGUGGAGAGAGCAGUGUACGCCCUGAUGGAUGAGGGGAAAGCUCAAGAGCAGUUCCGGGUGAGAGCAAAAGACUGUGCCAUCAAGGCAAGGAGGGCUUUCGAUGAGGAAGGUUCUUCAUAUAACAACAUAAAGCUACUGAUUCAAGAAAUGGGAAACAAGACGAAUGCAUGUGGUUGAUGCACAUGGUGUAAACUUAAUAAAGAAAUAUAUUUUCCAAAUAACCAGUAGCUUGUAUCAGGGUCACUGGUGGUGGCCUAAUUGUUUAGAGAUUAGGCAUGGUCCAAAUGAGUUGACAGCAAUAUCGAUUAUCCAUACUGUUACACAGGUUCCAUGGCAGUCAAUAUAAUGUUACACACAGUCUGAUUUUCCAGAUGUUAUGUUCUCCCUUCCCUUUGUUUCCCACUAGCUCAUCAGAGUUGAUAAGAGUUGGAAAAGGCCAAAAAAUAAAUAAAAUGUAUGCACACAAUCAAAACUGACACUGAAAGCAAGAGGUAAUUCGAGGUGAAUAUUAGAAAGAAAAGAAGGAACUAGAACCAGCAUAAAGCAAGAAAUUAGAAGCUUAUGUUUGACUGAGUAGUGUGACGAACAUUAAGUUUCAAGGAUCUUCCCAUCUUAAUCCAAGAAAAAGGUUUGAGGGCCAAACUCAAGAUUAAUGAGGAAAGCAAUUACUUCAGGUGCCAC